CGGACUUCUACAAGCUGAAAAGGGCGCAUCUAUGGUGAAAAAGGAUGUCUUCGGAGAACCUGGGACCUCUGGCUUUCAGCUUGGCCAGAGCAUAGAGCCCACGUGUGUUUCCCCUGACAGUGAAUCUCAGAUGCAGAUCUGUCCUCGUACAGCGCUCUCUGACACAAGCAGUGACUCUCUUCUGGAUUUCCCUCGUAGCCCCAACCAAAGUUCUGCUGGUCUCUGUUCUCUCCUUGGCGGUGCUGGGGCACAUCUAAAGCCUGGGUCUGCGAUAAAUACUGGGUCAGCGCAUAACGGCUUUCACUUGACCUCGGCAUACAGUGCUCCGAUGACUUUGGAAAAGGCAAAGCCACGGCCACGGAUCGACUUGGAUAUCGAGCUUGAAAGCGAAGUCUGCGUCCAAGGCGCCCACCUGAGAGGAACUAUCAAGCUGCAAGUUCCCAAGUGCAUCAAGAAAGAAGUCCCACUUUUGCUCUCGCAAGCCAGAGUCCAUGUCGUUGGAUUCGAGUGCACUUCUUCAGUCGAUAAUAUAUUCAUAUUUUACCAGUGCCGGGCACCGCUGUCGGAACUCUCAGGCUCUUUUGAUGAAUUGUUCGAUUCUGCCGCCGGACCUCUGGGAUGGAAACAAGCGAGAGAAGGGAAAUUCGACAUCCCCUUUGCUAUACUUUUACCUGAAGAUGGUAGUUGUGGCGUACCAAAAGGGAAAAUCAGUUUCAACGCUGGGGUGUCUGUACGGUACAUCACUAUGAUUUCAAUCAUGACUCAAGAUCCUUUGGAUGGCAAGCGGUCCAUAGCCCACUUUUACCGAGACUGCGAAGUGUGGCCAUGCUUCAACAUAACCACUAUCUUGAGUCCGUCGUCACGCCCUUUGGUCGCAGAGACAAACAAGAAUGUCUUCAUGGGUGGCCAAGGAAGACUUCGACUCAGCGCUAGGCUGCAUCGACUAUACUGGGUCUCAGGUCAGCGCUGCACUGUCCAUCUCUGCGUAUCAAACGGGACCAAGAAAGCCAUCAAAUCUGCUGCGAUUGCCCUCGUACGGACAUCAACCAUCUUUCGUCCGCACGAGAAUCGUACCACCGGUGCGAGGCUGGACCCUGAUGAAUGCCAGACAUCUACUGUUACCAAGUCUUUGACAGAGAGCACCCUCGAGGUGGGACAUCAGAGUUCGCGAGGCCACGCGAGCGCUAAAGGAUGGUGGAUGGGCGUUGACGGUGGUCAAAGUAUGGAAUUCGCACAUUUUAUUAUCAUUC
Messenger RNA from Coniophora puteana RWD-64-598 SS2, 1250 nucleotides. RefSeq lists its product as uncharacterized. The annotation marks the transcript as partial. The transcript has 2 exons. The record is from RefSeq and is a predicted model, not a curated record. Lineage: Eukaryota; Fungi; Basidiomycota; Agaricomycetes; Boletales; Coniophoraceae.